Onychostoma macrolepis is the source of this 3098-nucleotide messenger RNA. It is a transcript of the gene mmd, whose product is annotated as monocyte to macrophage differentiation-associated. Gene Ontology annotation, molecular function: pore-forming activity. The transcript has 7 exons. NCBI's taxonomy places the organism in Eukaryota, Metazoa, Chordata, Actinopteri, Cypriniformes, Cyprinidae. Bases 295 to 1014 code for a protein of 239 amino acids. The record is from RefSeq and is a predicted model, not a curated record. Gene Ontology annotation, cellular component: membrane.
CCUAAAAAAAUGCUUAAAAUGUACAACUCCGGUUUUCUAUAGGCACAGAAAGAGGGAUAAAGGCAGAGAAAGAGAGAGGGAUCGGACGUGAGAUGAAAUGAUGUGACAAAACGGUGUCUUAUGGAUGAUUUAGGGUGUAUUUGAGCAGUUAUGGUGCCACGGACGCGUUUCGUUUCGAUCUGGGAUUGAUUUUUGUGAAUGGGGAUUUCGUCGCAGGCCUCGGACAUCUGAUUCAUUUUUAUGAUCUGAAUGAUUUUCUGAUCUCAGAUCUGUUUUUAUUUGUGAUUUCGCGAGAUGAAGAGAGUUAAUAGUUUCCAGAGGUUUAUGAACACCCGAGCGGCUGCAAACUGCCGUUACCAGCCCACAUGUUACGAGCACGCGGCCAACUGCUACACCCAUGCGCUGCUGAUUGUGCCGGCGUUCGUGGGAAUGGCUUUGUUACACCGGCUGUCUGAUGACCGCUGGGAGCGGAUCACGGCCUGGGUGUACGGCUUGGGUCUGAUCGCUCUGUUCCUCAUCUCCACAGUAUUUCACAUUAUUUCCUGGAAAAAGAGCCACAUGAGAAGCAUGGAGCACUGCUUCCACAUGUGUGAUAGAGUCGUCAUAUACUUCUUUAUCGCUGCCUCUUAUACACCAUGGCUCAAUCUCCGGGAGCUCGGGCCGCUCGCCGCUCACAUGCGCUGGUUUGUGUGGCUGAUGGCGGCCGCCGGGACCAUCUAUGUGUUCAACUACCACGAGAAGUAUAAGUUAGUGGAGCUGGCGUUCUACCUGACCAUGGGCUUCUUUCCUGCGCUGGUGGUGACAUCAAUGAGUAACACAGACGGGCUGUACGAGCUGGCGUUCGGAGGCUUGGUCUACUGCCUGGGUGUCGUCUUCUUCAAAUCAGACGGUGUGAUUCCGUUCGCUCACGCCAUCUGGCACGUGUUUGUGGCUCUUGCUGCCGCCAUCCACUACUACGCCAUCUGGAAGUACUUGUACCGCAGUCCCCUGCUGGAGGACAUCAGGGAUGCUUGAGCUCCUCUUCCUCUUUCCUCCUCCAUCACCAAAACAUCACAACCGGAUGCUCCAAACACCGACGUUUACCAGUACGACCAUGCAAUGUUUACGGUUUUCUAACCAACUGGGAUCAGUGAAAAGUGUGUGUGUGUGUGUCGCAGUACUGAAUGCACAUUUACAACAGUUGCAACAAGACGGCAACGUAUGUGUUUUUUUUUCCAUUUUCAUCAGUAUUAUGUAAAUAUAUUCCUACCGAAAGCAGAUGAAUUGUGAUUCUUUUUGAUAUUUAAUGAUUUUUCCGUGCAUUCAGUACUCUCUCUCACACACACACACACACACACACACACAUGCAUACAUACAUACAUACAUAUAUACAUAUACACGCACGCGCGCACACACACACACACACACACACAUACACACACACUCAGUAGCAGUUUCAUAUCAUCUGUAGUGAAUUACUUUUCUUUACUCGUGCAACUUUCUGUAUCAAAUCUGUAUUUUUGCAUCUCAGCUCACUGGGUUUUUACUUCAGACGUAUGGCUAGUUGUUUUCUACGAAGCGCUGGUGGUUUUCUACACUCCCGGCGUCUCCUUCCCCCGUGUUUCUGCUCUUUCAGCAGGAUUUGAAAGUGUUGCACAGAGCUUUUUUUCUAUGUGGCACUUUUCUAACAGGAAGAACCACUUCUCUUUGAUACUCCAUUUGUAGGCUGAUGGUGGAUAGAAACAAUGUUGAAUGCUUCUCUGCACAACCAGGUUUAUGAUGCUAUAGGAUGUUUUAUCUCACCGCCUGAACCACCUUAAAGACACUUUGUGAGGUUUCUCAAUUUUGGCACAAUAUUCGAUGGAUUUUUGAUUAAGAAGUGUUAGCCAAUGACUUUUGAAUGACAUUCUAGAAUAACAUCCUGUGUCUGGUAUGAAUCUGGCAAAAACGGGUCAUAUUUCACCCCCAAAUCUUGAAAAAAUUGCAAUUGCAUUGCAAGAAACUAAAGCAUACUAUUUUUAGGACCAUUAUAUUUGUUUGUAUUUCUGUUUUUUGCAUUAUGACAUUUUCAUGACGUUUUUCUUCUCAUUACUAUAGAGUUUUUAUUUUAUAUAUAUAUAUUUAAAAUGACUAUUACAGUAAUACAUACAUUUUUGUGUGUAUAUAUAAUUUAAUUAACAAUUAAUGUCACAAUGCAAAAAAGUUUUUUUUUUUUUUUUUUUCCAUGACUUUACAAUGUUCCUUACAGGUUUAUGAGAUUUACUUGCAAUAUGGGAAAACUAAACAUUUCUGAACUAAUGUUCAUUUACUGCCAUGAUAUCUUCUGGUAUCUAAACGGUGCCAGCAAAAGGCUCAUCGUCCCAUCAUGCAUGUCACACUACCUGUAUGCAGCAGGAUCAUCUUUUAUCAUUUUGAGGACCUUCGCUGGUUUCGGUCGCGUUUCUUCAGGAGACGCUGUGACACUGUGAAUGCGUUCAGCUUUGAUCGCAGUUUGACUUUGCAGUUCUGUUGAAGCACUGAUCUGAUGGGAUUCAGCAAAUGUAGUGAUCCCAUAAGCAGCUUCUCGCAAAUUGAAGUGUUUUCGCUCAAAGGCUGAAGCUCUUGUUUUGUAAUAUUUUCACUGUGUUCUAUAAACAUGCUUAUUCUUCUUCUCACGUCACAUCGGAAUAUCCUUACUUUUUCAUCCUGUAAUUACAGACUUUAAAAAUAAAGUUUAUGCAAGCACUGAUAUGAGUAAAAGCAGGUUUUCUACACAUUUUUCUUCUUCAUAUGUUAUUAGGUUUUUUGCAGGUGAGUUAUUGUCCUGUUUUUCCAUCAUGCAGAGUUUCAUUAUUAUUUGGGGAUGUUUGAUGAGAUGUGUUCAGACUGCAUGCACAGAGUCAUUUUGACCACCUCUUAUACUCUGGGACAGACUUUUGUAAAAAUCUUUCUACAUCCUGUUUUGGCACAUAAUUCUGCACUGGUCUUCUCAAAUCCAACUACAAAACCUCUUCUAACGCUUCUGAUGUUCUCAUCACACAUCAUUCUAGUGUUUUGGUGCUGGUGUUACUAUAAAGACUACAUGUGUCCGAUACUGAACAAGUUUCUAAAGUGUUAAUAAACAUGAGCAGUAACUCUCA